This is a messenger RNA of Ostreobium quekettii, 12744 nucleotides long. The record is from the annotation of a GenBank genome assembly. Lineage: Eukaryota; Viridiplantae; Chlorophyta; Ulvophyceae; Bryopsidales; Ostreobiaceae.
AUGGAACGUGUGCGCCAGUUUCAGAUGGCAGGCCUUACCAGGUGGUACAAGUCUGGCAUUGUAAGUGGAGACUGUGUUCAGGAGGAGCUGGCCUUCCUUGAGGAGAAGCUGACCACUGCAGAGGCUGCAGAAUUCCGAUGGUGGGCUUGGGCUCAAGUUUUCACAAAAAACAAGCUCGGGUACAGCGCUGAAGACUUGCAUCUCAAAGCUCUUGAGGUGCAGAGCAUUCUGGGUGCCACAAAGAACAUAACAGAAAAGCCUCGGUCCAUGAGGGACAUGCAUUUGGAGAUGAAAUGCCCAAAGAUAGGGCUUGAUCUGUUGCUGGAUUCUUCUGGGGAUUAUUUAUCCAUUCUGCACAUGUCCAUGAGAGGGAUAUCCCUGGAAAUGCAACUGGGUGACAGUGAGCUGAAGUAUCAGAGUGGCCAUGGCCCUGCACAAGUGUGGUCAUCUUGCAGCUCACUUGAGUUUACACAUGACGCAAUUUCAUCACUGCGACCUGGAACCACAGCUGGGGACGGCUGGUCUGCAGAGUCAUGGAUUCUGCAAAGUCCACCUCUUAGCUCCCCUGCAUCUUCGCAACAGAACUUUCUUGACCUCAUCUUCCAGAAGUAUCCACUACAGUCCCUCCAGCCGCGCUCUCUCCAGCUCAACGUGGCACCAAUAGAUACUGCCUUUGUUGAGGAGUUAGUGUGCAAAAUUGCCUUAUUCGUGGCGGAGGGUGUGUCUUUGCAUGGGAAGGAAUUCAUGAUCAUGCAGACUCUCAGUGUGCGGUCCCUUGUCGAGGAGGCGCUUGAGGACACCAGCUUUCAAGGGCGUGCCAAGGCCCAGCCGACCCCAACACAGGAACUUGUCCUGAAGAUGGAGGUUGGCGAUGUGCGAUUUCUGCUCCCAUGCCAUGGCUAUGACUAUUUGAAGGAUUCGCCCCCUCGCAAGCCACGCUUGACAAAGCGGCUGUCCUGGAACAGCAGGCCGUCAGGGGCACAACGCUCCCCACUGCAUUUUGGAGGCCAUGACUCAGAUGAGACUGUAUUGGUGCUGGUGUUGGGAGGCUUUGUCAUCAGCACUGAAACGCAUGCGCCAGCCCGGCAUCUGUCAACCACAAUUGGUUUAGAGGUGGGAUAUUCUGGCCAACUGGGCCAAAACCCUCAGGCCAGCCAAGAUGGGUCAGCUGGAUCCAGCCAUGGAUCAGAAUGGAGCAUAUCAGCUGAGAAUGAAGAUUCUUCCCCCUUCACCUCUCCUGUAGCAAAACAUGCUGGGAGCCUCAUUCGCUGCAACACAAUUCAGAACUUGGAAACCCCCCCUGGGGCAACAACGCUCGAGAAAGUGUCAGUGCAGUUCACCCUCCGUGCCUUCCUUGCUGAGUUGGGCCCUGCCUGUAGUGGCAUAUCCUCACAGCAAGUGUGCGUUCUUGAACCUGUCAAGCUGCACACGACAUUGCACCACUGGCUGGAGAUGACAGCAACAGACACCUACCAACAAGUUGUUGAGGUGCACCUCUUGACAACAACAUUGCAUGCAUACAUAUCACCGUUUGCCAGUGGUGAGUUGUUUCACCUGUUGGCAAGCCUGAAGCGAACAAUGAAGCAUUGCCUGAACGUCAGCAGCAUUGACUUUGGAGGUCUGCAGAAAGAGCAGCCAAGGAGUGUGCCAGACAGAACGAGCACGACUGAGAAAUCCAGGAAGCCGCAAGUAUCAGUCAGCCUGUCGUGGCGUUUCCAUCAAGUCAUUCCAGAUGCCAGAAUCUCCCUUGCCCGAAGCAGCUACCUGGCUGAUGAUGUGACUGAGAGGUUUGCUCAGGUUGGCUACUUCCAGCUGAACGACAUCGAUGUCCUGUCAUCAGUGGACCGAACGACUGCCAACAUAACAUUUAGCCUUGGCAGUGUGUCGGCUGCCAUUCGGAAAGACAGGUGUGGGCUGAACUCCAAGAAGGGCAGCAUGGGUCACUUCAACCUAUUGCAUCCAGUCCCUGCUGCAGUGCGCAUGUUGUCACAGGAGCGGAUGCUGCAGACAAGGGUGUUUCGCGCUUGGCGGGCACUUGCAAAGAACGAGCUGAAAGCCCGGAUUGCUGAUGGUAGUCUGGAGACCCAACCUGCACAGAUUUAUGGCCAGAUCACAAAGACGCAAGAGGACAGCGUGGUUUCCAUUGUCAGCAGCUUUCUGGUGCUGAGCCUGGACAACCAGGUCCUGCAGCAGUGUUUAGGGUUCCUCAAGGACAAUAUGGAUGCCCUUCACAAGGUGGAGAAAGACAGUCGCCAUACGGAGAAAACGAAGGUCAAGAAGGGUGAUGCUUCACCAGUUAACAGCUUCCGAAGGAGGGGAAAAUCUCAGGUCGCAGAUGCCACCAGUGAACAGUCAGAUGGCAGGAUGCUGCCUCAACGAACCAGCAGCUUGCAGGCGACAGACACCGUUGCAGCUACAGACGAGUCCCCAGAGCGUGGCACAAGCUGUAAGAACGUGUCAGGCGAUUUCAAAUUCGGCUGCAUCCGGGUUACCUUCAGUGUGGAUGACCAGCCCUUGGCAGUUUUGUUUGCGGAGGGGGUGGAGGGAGAGCUGGAGUUGCGCAUCUCACCCAGGAGCACACGCCUGAUACUGGAUGUGUGCGAUCUGAAAGUUAUUGAUCGGCUGCACUCUUGUGAACGGUACAAGCACAUUUUGGACAGCAACAUCAAGCACACCAGCAGCUACGAUGGGGGUCAGUGCCAUGUUCAUGUCGUCCUUGUUCAAGAGCCUCCAUGCCUCCACGGGAAAAUCCUGUCGUGCAGUUCUGGAGAGAUGACCAGGGCCAGCAGUGGGACAGCAGGUUCACACAAACGGGGCAAUGGCAUUUGCAAAUCUGAUAUCGAGGCUCACAAGGAGUGUCCCCUUGAUACCUUUGUGCGUGUGAAGAUAUCUGAUAUCCACAUCAGCCUAGUUGUCCGAUUUCUCAAGGACAUCAUGCAUCUAGUGAAGAGGCUCGAGGCAACUGCGCAUUCACCUGGAUGGACAAGUGUAGCCCCCACCACGCCAAGUGUCCAGCCGCCGUGCAGUGAGGGUUGCUUGCUGAUGGAGGUCGAACUCCUAAACUUCAGGCUCGAAAUUCCACGGUGCUCCUGGUCCACAGAGUUCUACAGCAUCUGUGGAAAUAAGGCAAUUGUUGUCUUCCCAUCGUCUGAGGAAAAGGUUGCAAUGAUGAGAGCCAAGUUUGGCAUCAACUCUGCAAUGUGUUCCUCAAAAGGCGAGGGCCACCUUGAUGCAGCAACUUGGUCCAAUAUGAGCGUGAGGGUUGCUCACCAACAAUUGACGUGCUGCGGGCCUUUCUUCACAUGCAGUAAUUCCGAUUGUAGAUUGGCAGACUUUGCAGAGAUGGAUGAAGAAUUCUAUGCCCAAUUUAGCCACAAUUGCUGCCAAGGGCUGGAUGAGAGCCCAGUUGUUGGCAUUGCAAUAGAGGGUCUUGAGGGAUAUUGGGCGGAAGAAAUGAAGCAAGGAGGCUUCACCUGGCGCCAUGUUGUGGAUGGAGCCAAUUUGGUUGGAAGAGUCCUGUUGUCCCCGAAAAUGAUGAUCAAGGUUUGGUGGCCCCGGGUUCGUGCUGUCUUUGGCGAUUUGCAGUUCAACCUUCUAAUGGCAGUGCUGUACGAAAAUGCCAACGAGUCAAAUAGCUUUGAACCGCCACCACCCCACAUUGUGCUACCUGGAGAGCAUCUGCCACCGGCGCCCCCCCCGCCCGAGACGCUUGGGAUAAGCGUCUGUUCAACGUUGGAAUGGGAGUUGGAUAUCCACUUUGCACAGUUCUCCGUUUUGGCAGAAAAGGAGUCUUCACCUGAUGAUGAGCUGCCCAGCGCUUUCGUGUCUGGCUUUGGAGACCGCCCAGUGGGUGUGAAAGUGGCCCAGGCACUUCUGCAAGAUGCGGGUGUGUGCAUUGAGCAGUUCUCUUGUGGGUCAAUGAGGAUUAGGGUCAUGGCUAUGGGCAUCAGGAUUGAAGACAUACGACCAUCACAGGUGAGAACUGGGGUUGUAGUCCUCAAUGUGGAUCCACCACUGACCAGGCGAGGUGAUAAUGCCACUAUAAGGCAGUUCCCAUGGGCAUCUGCACCUAGGGGCAGGCUGCUGGACAUGCGAGAGAGCAUGCACUACCGAUCGCCAUACGAUGAGAGACAGUCCCCAGGCCCCUCCAAUGCCCCACAGCCGACUUCUGCAAAUGCCUGCAAGUCACCCAGGCCUGGAACACCCCAGAUGCCGGACACAUUCGAUCAUUUCUUCUCGGAGCACGGCGAUGGGGGCUUCUUAUUGGACUAUGUUAUUCAGACUGUCCCGCCACUCCAGGAAUGUGGUCCUCAUGUCAUGGACCUGUUGUUGUUGAAGGCUCACUUGUGCUGGCCGUACGUGAUGGACAUGUCGUGGCUGAUGGACAUAUCCAACAUUUACAGCGGUUACUUCUGGGCUCCAACAUGUUCGCCGCAUCCCCUUCAGAUGGCCCCUGACAAUUGGUUCUACAUCAAUGUGGUGCUCUCCAAGUCAGAAGUCUUUGUCCCUGUGGGGCCAGAGUGGAGGAGACCCAGGGCAUUGGCAUCUCGCCAAGGUGGGCAGGGCCUCAAACUGUCGUGGGACAGCCUUCGAGUGGGCUACUAUUGGGGUGGUGACCAGGAAACCACAGUGCGUGUGGACUCGCAAGGGCUCCAGGGCAGCGUUGCAGGGUCUGGCGCAGAAACAGAUCGAACCGUUGUCAUGCCCUUCAGCACAUUUUUGGACGUAAAUUGGCACAACCCAAAGUCAAGCCAACAGAGGAGAUCAAUGAUUCUCACAGUUUGGGGGAGCAAAAUCGCGGCAGUUUCUGGAUUUAAGCAGAUUCCGCUUUUUCAAUCCCUAAUUAGUCUGCUGCGACAAAGCAUGACAAGUAUGGAGGUAAUGUCCGCGCCGGACACCAUUGAGGAGGACACAGUUGAGCCCGAAUUCCGUGCAACCAUCAGCAAGGUGCAGGUCGAUGUGGAUUGCAUUCAGUUCCGGCUGGAUGACGACCGACGUGGGCACCCCAUUGUGGUUCUGGAGCUUGGUCUCAAUCGUGUGCAUGGCAGCAUUGGCUGGGAGCAACUCAGGGAGGAUCAGCCUGUUGUGUCCAUAGCAAGUCUCACAUCCUUGCUUGAGGCGAACUACCUCAAUAGUGGCCUGGAUUCCAUGGAGGCCUUUCUGGAGAGUUGGCCAUUCACCAUCGAGUACCGAGAUGUUGGUGCCCACAGGGCCAUCUCCACCUCAUCCAAGUCUCGGCUCAACUUACUGCUCAGCCCAUCUGGCCUUCGGUCUCUGGGUGAUCUGGUGGCAUUUGUCGAAGGCAUGGGCACUGCCAAGCUGGCACACGGCCCAAGGCAUGCACCGUCACACUCCAUUGUGCCGCUCUUGAUGGGGUCUUACGAAAUUCAGAGCUGUGCAAAUGCUGCCCUGAAGCUCUACAGACUGAAGAACAGGUCUGGCAUGUGCCUGACAUACUGGGUCGAGCAAGCAGGUGCUGCUGCGCCCUUGGACAACAGCACAACAAAUUUUGUGUCGGUCGAGGAGGAAGUCGACUUGGCUGCUGACCCUGUUGAGAAAGUUGUCUCGCUGCCAGGAUUGGAUGCCCAUCAGCAGGUCAGUGCCAGGACGAUGUCCAUGCAAUUUGAGGGAAAUUGGGAUCCAAUAGUUGACAUCAUUGUUGACAAGGUUGGCAAGUACGUUUAUGACCUGAAGUCGCCUAUGGACGGUAUGAUCCUUCCCAUCGUCAUGGAUGUCAGUCUGCAAGAACGCACCAAGGUUCUGACGGUGCAUUCACCAUACCGCAUUGAAAACCGUACAACGAUUCCCCUGGAAUUUCGAAUGAACCUGAUGGCACACCAGGAUCGCCACACGGGCCUCAGACGCUGCUUUGGUGCUGGCUACCGCAUCCCUCGCACUGGUCACCUUGAGCCAGGCGACUUUUGCUAUCUGCCCGUUCCUGCUUGCAUGGGUGCGCUGCUGUACUUGAAGGCAGCAGGCUACCAGCGGGCUGAGAAGGAUGUCAUCCGAAUCCAAGGGGACCUUAACCAGCAACAAGGAUUGUAUACAUGCCCAUCCAGGGGCGGCGGGCACAGCUUCCACUGCUGCAUGGAGCUGUGCAAUGUCCCAGUCAAAAAGCUGUCCAACGACCUGAGGAACGACGCCUGCAGGGUCAUGGAGGUCCAUGAGCACGUCCUCAACUUUCACCCGCCCCUCACCAUCCACAACACGUUGCCAGUCCGCAUCGAGGCCACCGUCCUGGACUCUGUGGCCAUCGAGCAUGACCAGAAGCUGGCCAUCGAGCCCAGCGAGGCCGUCCCGGUGUACGACUUCGACCAUUCCCACACGUUGAAGCUCCAUGUGGGGAUGGGGACCUCCCUAGCCAGCCAAUCCCCAGCAAUAAUCAUGCCGGUGCCUGUCCGGGGCCUGGGGCCCAUCCACAGCCAGCUCAUCUCAUCAACUGUGCCGUCCAAGGACCUAGAACUUGCUCAGACGGCCGAUGGGCCUCUCCCUGGGGGCCACAGGCUGAGGGGGACCAGCCUGCGCGUGAGGCUCCACCACAAGGUGAUGGGCGAGAGCGGUGCACGAUGCGUGACGGUUUUCAGCAGGUACUGGAUCGUGAACAAGACAGGCAUGCCACUGGAGUUGAGGGAUGCAAAGACGCAGGCGUACCCGCCUGUGUGCACACCCAUCAUUGCGGCACCUGUCCGCCAGUCUGGGGAGGCAUCAGCAGAAGAGUCGGGACAGGAGGCGCAAACAGAUGUGCCUGUGUUGUUCAAUUCGAAGAGGGGAGCCAUGUGCGUGGGAAUCACUGUCGCAGUCUGGUCAAAGCCGGUGAAUCUCGACUCCGUGGGAAUGAUGGGCUGCAUUCAAGUUCUGGGCCCUCCACGGCCGUGCAGGACGGCCUCCACUGCCAGCGACGGCCUUGACGACACAAGCCCAGAUGCCGACAUUGAGCCCAUCAUGCCACAUGGCCACAGCUCCAAGAGGUCCUUUUCCAGUCGUAACAUAAUGGCAAUGGCCGUAUCCGACAUUGCCGCAAGGUCAAGGCGGGUUCAUGCAUCAGCUGAGUGGAAACUCUUGACAGCGAUGCAGCGGACAUCACCCCGUUCCACACCCCCACGCUCCCCAAAGUCAGGACAGGGUCAGCCAUCCCGGGUGCUGGAGAGCGGUGCUGAAAGCGGCGCAGAGAGUGAAGCAGAAGGCUGGUGGUCUGCAGAAGAGGAAGAAAAGAUGCCGCGCUUGUCCAAGGAGCCGCCCAGGAACUCCCUGUACGAGUUCAACGUUGCCGUGGGAAUCCCGCCCUCUCUCUUUCACCACACAAAGAUCAUUACCCUCACGCCCCGCUUCAUUCUUAUCAACACGUCGGGCCAAACCCUGGAGUACGGCCAGAAGACGACGUGCAUGGUGUACAGCUUUGAGAACGGCCAGUCUGCAUCACACCACUGGUACGACUCCAACGCGCCCCACGAGCUGUGUGUGCGGCCAGCCAACGACUGCCACUGGUCUGGGAGCUUCAGGCUGGAUGAGGUGAACGACUUUGGGCUGCGCAUCCGUAGGAAGUCGACCAGGGAGUUCCUGAUCCUGCCUGUGGACAUAUCCCUAAGGGGGGAGUCUCUGGUGUGCAACAUCAGCAGGCAGCAGGAUGUGCCGCCAUACAGGAUCGAGAACAGAUGUGCUGCUGUUACCAUCAAGUUCCAGCAGAGGGAUGUGUUCAGAGAAUGGGAGACGCUCAGGCCCAUGAGGUGUGUCGACUAUGCAUGGGACGAGCCUUCCCUGGCGCACAAAAUGAGGGUCACAGUCGAUUCGGAUGCCCUUAACGUCAGGGAACCCAACAUUCACGAAUACAACCUGGACAAUAUCAGGCCCCAUCCCACCAUCGUCAUCCAUCGCGGAAUCAAGUUCAGGAUGGCACAGAUGGGGCGCAACCUCCUCCAGAACCGGCACUCGGGGGAUGCCCCCGACUCGGACGUUGUCUACGUCCAUGUGUGCGUGCUGGCAGAGGGCCCCACCAGGAUCCUGAGGUUCAGCGACCAGGCAGAUCAGUACACGCGCAGCACCAGCGAGGAGACGCUUGUGGUGCUGCAGGCAAAGAUGGAGAGAAUGAAGCGUUUCAUCGACGACGUCAACAGGCAGCUGGAGAGCUUUGCUGAUUUCCAAGGGGUGGAUGUGGACAUGAUGCUUGGCAAGCCCGCAUUCCGACACUCUGAAGAGAAGGCGCAUUUGGAGAACCCCUCUGUGCCAAGGCUGCAGAAGAAAGCGAGCAUCCUUGGCAGAACCAUCGACGAGGCUGAAGUUGGAGCCAGCAUGGAAUCCGAAAUGGUGUUGGAGAGCAUCGAUAGGGAGGGUGCCGCCCAGGCCCCUGGGCCCCUCGUGCAGGAAGGCGGCGGGAAAGGAAAGAUGAGCAGAGUCUGGGGCAUGUUUGGAAAGGCCAGGCGAGAAAAUACCCGUGAACCUCAAGAUGGGAUUUCCAUGAGGGUGCUGAGCGAAGCGUCCAGGCCCUCUGACACCCCAUUGCUCGAUGUGAAUGGCGACUCCAGCCGAACGGUGGUCGAUCUGACUGCCAGUGUCGAUGGGGAAGAGAUAAAGUGCAGAGACUCAGAGGCUUGCACAAGCAGCUUGGCAUGUGACGUUGUUCCUGUGCAGCUGCCCAAUAUUACUGCAUCUCCCUAUGAGAGGGGAAUCGUGCAAUCGGCGACGCAGAUUGACAUCGGCAGUGGGGGUGAUGCUGCUCAGCCUGUCUUCACGCCGGCUAUCUGGCCCACAUCAGACGUGUCCGCAUCAUCGUCCUCAUCCCAGAAGCUGGACCCGGCUGGGCAGAGGAGGAGUGGCGUGCUGGUGCCCAACCUUGCAAGGAGCACCAGCCUGAACUCCCAGUCGGAUGCACCAGAAAUGGAUCCCAAGCUGUGCCUGGAGCAGGUGGCAAGGAAGAAGCUUGCACGACAGAAGUUGACUGCGGAGCUGUACGGUGUGUCCACCUCCAUGAUGAAAGACAUCGACGAAAUGGGGGAAGAAAUCCUGGGCGGGGAGCUCGUCGUUCAUGUGGUGGCCGCAAAGGGCCUCGCAUGCAACAUGAUACCAACCAAGGCAAGGAAGAGGGGUGUACGGACCUUCAUACGGCGGCAGGGAAAUUUCACCGGCUUCAAGUCCAUCCUUGCAUCUGACAUGGAAGUCUUCUGCGCCCUGAAGUGCGAGGGCACCGAGAAGCGCACUGCACGAGUGCCCAUUGGGUUCAAGGCAACAUGGGAUGAGGAGGUGACAUUCAAGUCUGUGCCUGUGAGUGCCCACCUGAUGGUCGUGCUGUACGGCAAGAGCAUGCUGGGCAUGGACACAUUUCUUGGGGAGGUCGUCAUACCACUGAGGGAGGUGGAGGACACAAUGAAGGCUGGAGACAGUGACGUGCGGGCAUACACGCUGGGCAGGAGGAAUGUCAGGGAAAGGGUCAGCGGCGAGAUCUACCUGUCCAUUGGCUGGCGCAUCACACCCCUAGACCGUGUCACACUCAAGGUACGUGCCUUGGAGGACGACCUCAAGGACAGGCAGGAGUUGCUGGCCAUGCUGACUCAGCGCUAUGUGCGAGCGGGGGAUUCUCUGGCGAGUGACGUCGCAGGCGACAGCCAGAGUGAGGUGUCGCUGCCCACCCUGAAAGCCAAUGGCCUGCUCGAGGUCAAGGUGGUGGAAGCCAAGAACCUGGUGUUGCCGCACGACAGGCUCAUGUCCUUCUAUACCAUGGAUGCGUAUGCUGUGGUGAUAUGCCAGAGAGAGGCGGGCAGCUUCUCAAAGCUCACAAAGAUUCAAAGGAACCGCAUUAAUCCACGGUGGAACCAGGAAUUCAGCUUCGACGAUGUGGGGCUGUCCUCCAACAUUGUGGUGCAGGUGUUUGACCGCAGGAGGGUGGGAGCCGACGAUUUCCUUGGGCAGGUGUCUAUUCCUGUACAGAAUCUGAAGGAUGGCAACCCACACUACGCGUGGAUGGAACUGCAACGCCAUCCCAACCUGAAGUUUAGCAGGGUGGGUGGCCAAAUCCUGUUGCGCCUGAAAUGGGGCACAGGGGAUUCGGAUGAAGGCGACUCGGGUGUUGGCAUUCUGGUCAACUUGUCCCUCAAGGGCAUUGGCAUAUCCUUGGUGGAGGCAUCGCACAUCACACUCCCCAGGGAACUCAUGCACCUGGUCCUGGACACCGUGGACGUGGAGUACCGCCGGGUGGGACACAACGAGUCGGGGCGUCUGGUGGUUCGUGCCAUCCAGAUGGACAACCAACUGCUGACCUCCAACCACCCCGUGGUGUUUGCGCACUCUGUGCGGCCGCAGCAGGUGCCUGGUAGCUCUGACGGUGCGUCGUCCAGCCCACGCCCAGUGCUGGAAGUGGCGUUGGAGAAAAUCAACCAGAACCCUGGGCUGCAGCACUUCCAGUACUUCAACUUCCUGCUGCAGGAGAUGGAUCUCAUUCUGGAGGAGAACUUCUUGGACCUGAUGCUCAAGUGGUUUGAGGACAUGUCCCAGGAGUAUGCCUCCCAGCACAGCGGCGGCCACAGCCGUGGCGACCAUAGACGGACCAGCAGCAGCCUGGCGGCGCAGCCAGAGGUGCAUGCCAUCCUGGAGGAAGUCAUGAAGCCCUGUGACAUGGGCCCAGUGGACGCCACGCAGAGGAAGGGUGACCGCUGGUACUUCGAGGUGUUGAAGAUCCAGCCCAUAAAGGUCAAUGUCACCCUGCUGCCCACGCCCGGCUUCAAGAACAAUCCGGAGGCGUCGCGGCGGUACAGCACGGCAAAGGCGCUGGGGCUGAACCUUUUCGACUUCCACAACGUGCCACUUCGCAUAAACGCCAUGAUGCUGCGGAAUGCCUUCAUGAGGCCCAGCGAGUUGGUCAAUCAGAUCGCACGCCAUGUGACGCUCCAGGUUCUGAAAGACGUGCACAAGAUCCUCGGGUCUGUGGACAUCUUGGGCACGCCCAUCAAGCUGGGCAGUUCCCUCAUCACUGGGGUCGCCAGCUUUUUCUACGAGCCCGCCAAGGGCAUCGUGCACAGUCCAGAGGCCUUCACCCGGGGCCUGGCCGCAGGCACCAUGAGCUUAAUCAAGAACUCCAUGUACGGCGUGUUCGACACAGUGAGCCACGUGACAGGCGGGGUCAGCAAGGGCCUGGCAGCGCUGUCACUGGACGAUGUCUACUAUCAGAGGUUCCAGUCGAGGCACGGCACCAACAGGGAGAACGUCAUCCAGGGCUUUCACACGCUGGGCUGGGGAAUCGUGAACGGCGUGACGGGCAUUGUCAUGGACCCGGUGGUGGGUGCGGCGGAGGGCGGCGUCAAGGGCUUCGCCAAAGGCGUGUGCACCGGCGUCGUGGGCAUUGUCACUAAACCCACCUCUGGCAUGCUGGAGUGCUUUGCAAAGGCGGCACAUGGCAUUGGGGGGGGCAUCAAGACUCUGGGAGACGAGGUUGAACACGUGCAGCUCACGCGCAUUCGCCACCCUCGGAGCUUCGGCGCCAAUCUGGGCCCCCAAGCAGGCAGCGACGUCGAAAACAAGUGGCGGAAGCUGACGGCCAAGCUGGCGGGCGGCAAGUACCACGACGACAUUGUCAUGGAUUACAUCAUCCAAGCCACGAAUGCGCUCAUCAUCACAGACAGGAACCUUAUAUACUGCAAUUUCGUCAAGGAGCGCCAGAAGUGGGCCCUGCUGCUGUCCACCGUCACCUCCGUCAGCGUGUUCGCGCACGACGUGCUCAUACACUUCUCGUACGAGCUCCAGAUCAGGGGGCGGCGCGUGAAGAUCCCGUCUCGCAAGCGUGUGGUCUGCCCCACCCGCGACCUGAGGUCCUCCAUGCUCGUCAAGGUCAACCACGCCAUCCGGAAGGAUAGGGACGGCGGCAGGUCGCCGCAGGGGGAGAGCGAGAUGGGAGGAGAACGAGAGGAGGCCGCCUCGGACGACGGGGUGUCGUCCUUCUCGCCGGACAAGGAUUUGAGAUUGAUGAAUGCAGCCCCGCCCCAGCCGUUGGACGACGACGGGAACUGGCACAUCACGGACGGCCCCGGAGGCGGCGCAGUUCAGGAGGCCAGGAGGUACGCCAGGUCGGGGGUCAAUAAGAGGGACCCGCAGGAUGCCAGCGCGAGCAACCAAGGUUUUGGGUCCGAGCUGGGCGUCAACACGCCGCCGUUAACCCCCGCGCCGCAGCCAAAGGCUCCCCACAGGGGGCCCGUCGCUUCUGUGGGGGAUUGGACAAAGUUGCGGGCUCAUGAUCGCACAGUGUCUUGUCCCGACACCAUCCCCACAGGAGGGUACCAUCCUGCCGGGCCACCUGUGGCGGCCCGAGCGCCGCUGGAGCCCUCCUUGGCUGGUGGCGAAGGGGUGGAGCACCAGGGUGGGAUCCGUGGCGACGUUAGGCCACCCCCUCUGGACCAGCCGCACGGUCUGGCAGAGGGCACAGGCCGUGAGAUGCUUCAGAAGGUCGCCACCCUCGAUCGGAGCAUCUCCACCAUGACGGCUCUCGCAGCCACUGUGGCGCCUGGGCACUCUGGGCCUGGCCCCGACGCCAGCAGCACCACCCUGUGCACAAUGCUCCAAGUGUGUGCUGGCUGUCUGGCCAUGGAUGUGCUGGAAGCGCCUGAAUUCAUGCAAAUCCGGAAUUUGCUGGUGAGUGUUCGGCAGCUGUGCAGCCGGCCGGUUCCUGACCCUGGUGGUGAUGCUGGCCCGACUCUGCAGGCCGUCGAGCUCCUGUGUAGAAUGGCGGGAGAAUUGGUCAGGGGCAUGGAGUUUGAGAGUGGGUAG